GGACGUACUACGUAAACACAACUCUCGUAACGCGCGCGCUCAGCAGUUGUCUCUAGUUUCAGCUAUUGCUGCUGCUGCUACGUCUGCUUCGUCUUCUUCUUCUUCGCCAUCAUCAUAUAACUUUUACGUUGCUUUCAACGCCGUUUUGCUGCAGUUUUCACGUACGCUGCCCGGCCGUGCAACUGUAGCCGUAUCCGUAUCCGUGUCGACGUGUGUGUGGGUGUGUGGGCGUGUAUGUCUGUGUGCUUGUGUGAGUGUGGCAGCUACCCUGUGCGUGCGUAAUUGGCGCCCAUUUGUUUGCAGGCCGCAACGCGUCGACAGCCCCCAAUACCAAUCGCAAUCGUAGUCCAGCCUUUCAUCUGGAUGCUGCUAACGCGUCUGACGUGCCAAACGCGUGUGACGUGCGAAUUAACUGGCCGCCAAGUCGAUUGCACGCUAAUUUGAAUGCCAAUCGAAGACAGCCAGACAGACAGACGCAGCGACAGACAGACAGAGAGACACUCGACGUUAGUUUUACGUGCGUGUUGCGACGUGCGGGUCGAAGGAUAAUUGAAGGAAGCAACCGACACGUACGCGUGCUCCACCAGACAACACAGACAACAGCACACAGGAUGCGUCGUUGACCUGCUGCCCGAAAAGUGUGUCAAAAUUAAAUUGAAAGAUUGAAAGGAUAAGAAAAGCCCCAAGUGCAAUAAUCCCCAUAUAUCCCACCUCCUACAUCGAAACCGAAAACAUGUGCCAGUGCUAGCUAGGAGAACCGUUAAGAGUUAAGUCCGUUAGCCAGGGGAAAAGUGAAAAGUGAAGAGUGAAGCCGAACUCAAGUGCUACAAUGUUGCCCUAUCAGGCCGUGGCCAUGGACUAUGCCGGCUAUCAGCGCCAGCCGACGCCCGGCCAUCCCGGCAGUCACAUGGUCGGCUCCUUGGGCAUGCCCGCCGUUCCGUUCACCCACUCGUGGAUGGUGCCCACACAGGACCUCUGCGGCAUGUCGCCGUACAACAAAAUGCCAAAUCAGCACCAGCCGGGCGCACCCGGCAUGCACGGACAACAGCAACCCAUCGAACCAGGCAUUCUGGAGCUGCGCAAGGAGAAGUCCAGAGACGCGGCUAGAUCGCGGCGCGGCAAGGAGAACUAUGAGUUCUACGAGCUGGCCAAAAUGCUGCCGCUGCCAGCGGCCAUAACCAGCCAGCUGGACAAGGCAUCCAUAAUAAGACUGACCAUUAGCUAUUUGAAAUUGAGAGACUUUUCCGGUCACGGCGAUCCGCCAUGGACCCGAGAGGCGUCCAGCAGCAGCAAGCUAAAGAGUGCAGCCAUUCGACGCAGUCCCGCGGUUGAUUUGUUCGAGCAACAUCAGGGCACCCACAUACUGCAGUCACUCGACGGCUUCGCCUUGGCAGUGGCGGCGGAUGGACGCUUCCUGUACAUAUCGGAAACGGUGUCCAUCUAUUUGGGUCUCUCGCAAGUGGAGAUGACGGGCAGCAGCAUAUUCGACUAUAUACAUCAGGCGGAUCAUGCGGAAAUCGCCGAGCAGCUGGGCCUCAGUCUGACGAGUGGCGGCGGCAGCGGCGGCGGCGGUGUGGGAGUUGGUGGCGGCGGCGGAGGCGGCGGCGGAGGCGGCGGCAGUGGCGCCGCUGGCCUAGCCUCGCCCACAUCGGGCGCCUCGGACGAUGGCAGCGGCACACACGUUGCCGCCUCCAUGACGCAGGCCUCGACCAGCGGCUACAAGGGCUACGAUCGCAGCUUUUGCGUGCGCAUGAAGUCGACGCUGACCAAACGUGGCUGCCACUUCAAGUCGUCCGGCUACCGGGCGAGCGAUGCAACCAGCAAUUGCAACGGUAGCAAUACAAAUGGUAAAAAUGUUAAGAAUCCGGCCUCAAACUAUUCGGUGGUGCUGCUGCUGUGCAAGCUGCGUCCGCAAUACACCUUCUCGCACACGCGCAAAUCGCAGCCUCCGCUGCUGGGCAUGGUCGCCCUGGCUAUAGCGCUGCCACCGCCCUCGGUGCACGAGAUACGUUUGGAGUGCGACAUGUUUGUGACGCGCGUCAACUUUGAUCUGCGCGUGGCGCACUGCGAGCCCAGAGUAUCUGAUUUGCUGGACUACACGCCCGAAGACCUGGUCAACAAGAGUCUCUAUUCUCUCUGCCAUGCCGAGGAUGCGAAUCGCCUGCGCAAGAGCCACACAGAUCUGAUCGAGAAGGGUCAGGUCUUGACUGGCUACUAUCGACUGAUGAACAAGAGCGGCGGCUACACCUGGCUGCAAACCUGCGCCACAGUCGUCUGCAGCACCAAAAAUGCCGACGAACAGAACAUCAUUUGCGUCAACUAUGUCAUAAGUAAUCGUGAGAAUGAGAAUCUGAUUUUGGACUGCUGCCAGCUGGAGCCGAGUGUGGACAGCAUCAAGCACGAGGAGGGUCUGGGCAACGACAAGAGCAGCGGCUCGCCUGGAGGCGAUGCGUCAGGUGAGGGCAAUGCCCACCUGAGUGGCGAUAUGAAGCUGGGCCUUGGCUCGCCCAAGACCGAUGCCGAGGGUCACACGCAACGUGGCCGAGGACGCAAUGCGACGCAUGGCAGCAAUCUCAACAGCAGCCUCUCGCUGAUCAAGGACUCGCCCACGCCGCUGGGCGUUGAGGUCGAUGGCGUGCUGCCUGUUGCCGUGUCCGCCACGCCCACGCCGACGCCGACGCCCACAAGCAGCGCGACGAGCAGCAAGCGCAAGCGCAAGAGCAAAGCAGCGCAGCAAGCAGAGGAGCAGCAAGCCGACCAGCAGCAGGUGAGUCAGCAGCAGCCGCUGAGCAAGCUGCCCGCGCUGGAGCAGCAGCGAGAGCCACGCAGUCGCCUGCCUUCGAUGGUGGAGGACGUGCAGCCAACAGCCGCAGCUGACUCGGCUGUCAAGGAUCUGGAGCAUGCCAUGUCCAAGCACCUGCCCUCGCCCAACAACAACAACAACAACAACAACAACCAGCCCAGCACAGACUUCAGCACAGACGCAUUAAUCAAACAGCAGCAGCAACAGGUGCAGCAGGUGCAGCAGCAGCUCCAUGCCACGGAUGCCAACGAGAAGAGCAGCACCAUCCAGUGGAUAGGCACGCCCUACCAGCAGCCAGCUCCCAUGCCAGCUACGGCGCUGCUGCGUCAGCUCUACGCGAAUCGCGAGAGCGUGAUACGUGCCACAGCCAGGCAAACGCCCACAGGUGUGGGCGUGGGCGUGCCAGGUGUGUUCUAUGGCGAGCAGCAAGGCGGGCCACUGCCCACGCCGCCAGGCAGCGAAUCCUCCUAUGAGAAUCAGUAUCUGCAGCUGCACUCGGCGGCAGCGGCGGCCUCUGUGCCACAUCCCGUUGGCCAGAAGGGCGGCAACUCGGCGGACGCCUUUACGAACCUGGUCUCGACCUAUGGCGGCUAUCACAGCUCCAUUGACUAUCACAACGCCAUGACGCCGCCCAGCUCCGUGUCGCCGCGCGACUCCAACAACUCGGCCAAGCUGCCCUCAACGGCUGCGCCACCUGGCCUCCUGGUGGGCUCCAAUGGCGGCUAUGACUAUGCUGAUCCCUUGCGUGGCCAAUACGCCACACCUGUGGACGGCUCGGCAGGCGCCACGUUGCCCCUGAAACCGCAGGCCUACACGGCUGGCAUGCAUCCGCAUGCCACGACCACGACCGAGGGCGGCGUCACCUACAGCAAUCUGGACCAGCCGCAAUACUUUGCGCCCCACUCGAGCUUCCAUCUGUACCACAAGGGCAGCCCGGCGAGUGCCUGGUACUCGACGCCCUCCUAGGCGAGGCACGACUGCCAGCAGGAGUACCACCAGCAGCAGCAGCACCAGCACCCGCAGCAGCAGCAGCAGCAGCAGCAAGCGGAGCAGCAGUCACAGCGCUGGGACUUUGUUGGCGCUCUAGGCAAGGUGGCGCGAAUGUUCUUUAAUGCGCGCAAGGGCAACCACCACUGAGCCACUCGCACCACCAAGUGCUAGCAGCUACUGGCUGUACCUGUAGCCACUGCUGAGCGAACAGAAAGGCAUGAGAAA
Molecule: messenger RNA, 4018 nt
Organism: Drosophila hydei
Lineage: Eukaryota; Metazoa; Arthropoda; Insecta; Diptera; Drosophilidae
Product: protein trachealess
Exons: 11
Coding region: 830-3769 (979 amino acids)
Biological process (GO): regulation of transcription by RNA polymerase II
Molecular function (GO): protein dimerization activity; DNA-binding transcription factor activity, RNA polymerase II-specific; RNA polymerase II transcription regulatory region sequence-specific DNA binding
Source: RefSeq, a predicted model, not a curated record